AUCAAGAAUCCAUAAAACACGUCUGGUCAAUAUUUUCUGCUGCACCAGCACAAAAUCAGCGUCUAAUUCUACAAGGAAUUCUGAACGCAUGCUGUCUCUCACAACUAUCAUUUCUUUCAAAUAAUCUGAAAGAUUUGAUUCGCAUCGAUUUUCUCAAUGCACUUCCUAGUGAAUUAUCAUUUAAGAUUUUGUCGUUUCUUGAUGCGAAGUCGCUGUAUAAUGUUGCACAAGUUUCCAAGACUUGGAAGUGCUUGGCAGACGAUGAUGUCGUUUGGAGAAAAAUGUGUGAGCAACAUAUUGAUAAAAAGUGCACGAAAUGUGGGGUGGGUCUUCCUCUAUUGGAACGUAAGCGAAAAACUAGGGAUAAAUCUAGGGAUAAACGACUAUGUUCUAAGAGAAAUAGUGCCGAUUUAUUACCACUUCAUUAUCAUAGUUACCAUAAUGAAUCAUCCUUUCAGGGACAUUCAAAUAAAACUUUAUCACCAAGUUCUUCACCGUCAUUAUCAUUAAACGCUUCACCGUGCGCAUCAAUUCCGAAUUCCCCGGAAUACUUUACACACAAUGAGAAACGUGAGUCUAAGCGCCUUCGUGCUUUGGAUCCAACUUCUGUUUCGUUAUUUCCUCCACUGGAUAAACCGCUUUUAGGAUCAAACCAAAGACGACCAUGGAAAGAUGUCUUUAGUGAACGUCUUGCAGUUGAACAAAACUGGCGUAAAGGUCUUUAUACAUGUCGCACAUUAAAAGGCCAUGAAGAUUAUGUAAUGUGCAUGCAGUUAGAUGAUAACGGCACUCUGAUUACGGGGUCAUAUGACGCCACGGUCAGGAUUUGGAAUAUUGAAACUGGUGAAAUGGUUCGUGUUCUUAAAGGGCAUCGCCGAUGUGUUCGUGGUUUACAAUUUGAUGAUGUUAAACUUAUCACGUGUUCAAUGGAUCAGACACUCAGGAUAUGGAAUCACCAUACUGGAAAAUUGGUUCGUACCCUGGAAGGACAUACUUCCGGUGUUAAUUGUCUGCACUUUGAUGAACAUAUUUUGGUCAGCGGAUCGGUGGAUGCAGAGAUAAAAGUCUGGAAUUUCCAAACAGCAGAAUGCUUCACAUUGACUGGACACUGCGAGAUGAUUAAUAAGGUAGCCAUUUAUCAGCAGACCUUGUUAUUUUCAUGUUCCGAUGAUAUGACAAUACGUGUUUGGAACCUGAAAACACGAUCAUGCAUAAGCAAACUUGAAGGCCACGUCGCUCAAGUUCAAUGCGUUUUACCUGCACCACCAUCUCUCUUUUCUAGCCUCGUAGCAAGCACCAAAGACACAGGUCUCAAAGAUACAGGUCUCGAAGAAUGCUCAAAUCACGAAGAUGACUGCGAUAGUGUUUAUAGCGAUUACCAUGAUCACAGUAAUCUACCGAUCCUAGUAUCAGCCUCGUUGGACAACACUAUAAAAAUUUGGUCAACGAGAACUGGACGGUGUCUUCGGACACUGUUUGGACACGUAGAAGGAAUAUGGGGAUUGACGAUGGAUAAAUUACGAAUGGCUAGUGUGGCACAAGAUAGAACGGUCAAGGUCUGGGAUGUAGACACCGGAAAAUGC
Molecule: messenger RNA, 1583 nt
Organism: Ambispora leptoticha
Lineage: Eukaryota; Fungi; Glomeromycota; Glomeromycetes; Archaeosporales; Ambisporaceae
Source: the annotation of a GenBank genome assembly